Molecule: messenger RNA, 1821 nt
Organism: Neurospora tetrasperma FGSC 2508
Lineage: Eukaryota; Fungi; Ascomycota; Sordariomycetes; Sordariales; Sordariaceae
Exons: 3
Coding region: 1-1746 (581 amino acids)
Biological process (GO): endosome to lysosome transport; protein transport; protein modification process
Cellular component (GO): ESCRT I complex
Molecular function (GO): ubiquitin binding
Source: RefSeq, a predicted model, not a curated record
AUGGUCGUUCAACAACAUAUCUUGAACUGGCUCUAUAGCGUGCUGACCAGUGAAUAUCACGAUGUCAACCGCACAUACAACGAUGUAGCCCAAGUGCUCUCCCACUACCCAUCGCUCUCUCCACGAACCGAUGUCCACACCUUCCCCAACGGCGCAUCCGCCCUCCUCGUCCACCUCUCGGGAACACUGCCCGUCGUCUUUCGCGGCACCACGUACCGAUUCCCAAUUUCAGUAUGGGUUCCCCAGGCCUAUCCCCGCGAGGCCCCCUUGGUCUACGUGACCCCGACCGAGCACAUCAUGGUACGGCCAGGCCAGCACGUCGACCCCCAGGGUCAGGUGUACCAUCCCUACCUUGCCGGCUGGUCGACGUAUUGGGAUAAAUCCACCAUUCUCGACUUUUUGGCCAUAUUGCGCGAUGUCUUUGCCAAAGAGCCUCCCGUCAUUGCUCGUCCACCUCCUCAAGGGCAGGUCCGGUCCCCUCCGCCCCAGCAGCAGCAACAACCACAGCCACCACAAGCGCCUGGAGUACCUACACCACCACCAGUGCCACCACUUCCCCAAGAACUAGCCGCGAAGUCGCCGGUUCCAGUAUCUUUACCGGCCCAACAAGACGGAGCAAGACCUCCACCUCCACCACCGAAGCCCGGCGCCCCUGCUGCUGCUCCCAUACUGCAACACCAACCCUCUCCGGCACCAUCCUACGCCGCCGCUCCUCCGGUGCCUCCCCAUCCUCCACAUCCCGGCAGACCUACGAGCCAACACGGCGGUCCUGGAGCAUCGACAACACAAUCCCCCAGACCAGGCCCCUCUCGCUACGAUGCUCCUCCACCUCUACCUCCACACCCGACAACACAACAACAACAACAACAGCAGCAGCAGCAGCCUCAACCGCCCCAUGGCGCGCCAUACCAAUCACCUCCUCCAGUGCCCGCUGCCCUUCCUCACAACCAGGCACCACCACAACCUCCCUUCUCCCAAAUGGACCCACGAAGGAUGUCAACCCUCCAACAACACACUCCCCAACACUACGCAUCACCACCCAACUGGCAGCAACAACAGUACCCACCUCAAGCCUUACCACCACAACACCAACAACACCAAUUCCCACCACAACCUCAGCCUAAACCCCCUCCGCCCCCCGACCUCCUAGAUGACGACACCCCCGCCUCCCCUCCCUCCUCCACCCCCGGCGCCGGCGCCAACGCCACAACAAUCACUGCCUCUCCCGACGCUCCUCCUCCCCCACCUCCCAACCCCGAAAAAGACGCCCUCCUCCGACAGCUCGCCUCCACUCUCCACUCCCACCGCCAGCACGCCCGCGCCCAAAACGACUCCUCCCUCGCCGGCCUCCAAGCCCAACGAGCAGCAAUGAACCAAGCAGCCACCACUCUCCAAGCCGAGUACGCCCAGCUUUCUCAGCUCUCGGCUCUUUUAACUUCCAACACGGCCAUUCUGCAGGAGAGUUUGAGGAAAGCCGACGCCGUGAUUGAGAACUCCAAAACACUCAAGGAGCCGGAUAUCGAUGAGUUGCUGGUUGCCCCGACGGUGGUGGGCAACCAGCUUUAUGAGCUGGUGGCGGAGGAGAGGGCCUUGGCGGAUGCCAUCUUCAUGCUGGGACGGGCCGUGGAGAGGGGGAGGAUUGCGCCCGGGACGCAUGCCAAGAUGGUGAGAGGGUUGGCGAGAGAGUGGUACUUGAAAAAGGCUCUGGUGAAGAAGAUUGGGGAUGGUAUGGGACUCAGUCAGUAACAGUGAUGAUGAUGGACUGGGAGACAGGCCAGAAAGGUAGAGUAAUAAUGCGAUGUAGAUGAAUGGAUGAUUAUG